Mesocricetus auratus (golden hamster) is the source of this 2508-nucleotide messenger RNA. It is a transcript of the gene Scamp2, whose product is annotated as secretory carrier membrane protein 2. The coding region runs from base 121 to 1239 and encodes 372 amino acids. Gene Ontology annotation, biological process: protein transport. The record is from RefSeq and is a predicted model, not a curated record. The transcript has 10 exons. Gene Ontology annotation, cellular component: trans-Golgi network membrane; recycling endosome membrane. Lineage: Eukaryota; Metazoa; Chordata; Mammalia; Rodentia; Cricetidae.
CCUGCGCCAGAACGGCUGCCUCGCUCCCGGAAGUGGAGGUUCUACACUGAGUGCUGCUGGGUCUCUGAGUGACCGAAGGCAGUAGCGCUCGCGGAGAUCGCCCGCUGGCCUCCGAUCACCAUGUCGGCCUUCGACACUAACCCCUUCGCGGACCCAGUGGAUGUAAACCCCUUCCAGGAUCCCUCUGUGACCCAGCUGACCAAUGCCCCUCAGGGUGGCCUGGCUGAAUUCAAUCCCUUCUCAGAGACAAAUGCAGCAACAACAGUUCCUGUCACACAAGUUCCUGGGCCCUCCCAGCCAGCAGUUCUCCAGCCCUCAGUGGAGCCAGCACAGCCAACGCCUCAGCUCCUGCUUAGGCAGGCCAGCAAGUUUCUGCCUGCCCGAUUCCUGGCAGCGGGUGAGCCCUCAGAGAGGCAGAUGCUACUAGGAGGAGAUAGUAUUCCCAGGGACAGCUACAUGCGAAAGCUUCCGAAGGCUGUUGCAGCUGCAGCCCAAGCAGGCCUGCUCCGGCAGCAGGAAGAAUUAGACAGGAAAGCCGCUGAGCUGGAACGCAAGGAGCGAGAGUUGCAGAACACUGCGGCGAACUUACAUGUGAGAGACAACAACUGGCCGCCCCUACCCUCAUGGUGCCCGGUCAAGCCUUGCUUCUAUCAGGACUUCUCCACGGAGAUCCCUGCUGACUACCAGCGGAUAUGCAAGAUGCUUUACUAUCUCUGGAUGUUGCAUUCAGUGACACUGUUUCUAAACCUGCUUGCAUGCCUGGCCUGGUUCACAAGUAAUGCCGCUAAUGGAACAGCCUUUGGCCUCUCCAUCCUUUGGUUUGUGAUCUUCACCCCCUGUGCCUUCCUUUGUUGGUACCGACCAAUCUACAAGGCUUUCAGGUCUGACAAUUCUUUCAGCUUCUUCGUGUUCUUCUUUGUAUUUUUUUGUCAAAUAGGGAUCUACUUCAUCCAGAUGAUUGGCUUGCCUAACUUGGGGACCAGUGGUUGGCUCGCAGCCCUGUCUACACUGCACGAUGGGCCCUUACCUGUGUCCAUCAUCAUGAUGGUAGUGGCUGGCUUCUUUACCCUCUGUGCUGGGCUCUCACUCUUCCUCCUGCAGCGGGUACAUGCCUUCUACCGCCGAACAGGAGCCAGCUUCCAGCAGGCUCAGGAAGAGUUUUCCCAGGGCAUCUUCAGCAAUAGAACCUUCCGCAAUGCUGCCUCAUCUGCUGCCCGAGGAACCUUCCAGGGGAAUUAAUCUUCCUGACUCUCCUUCCCUCACCCCAGCGUCUUCUCUCACCUGCCCUCUGAGCUGCACUUUCCGUGGGUGCCUUAUAUAGUGCUUAUGUCCAGCACAGACCUGGCAGGGAUUUUGUCUUGUUCCUGUUCCUUCCUCAGUAGUCAGUAGUCAGGGUCCCUUCCACAUAGGGAAGGGGAGGAAGGGACAGGGACAAGGGAAAAGAAAAAAAUAACAAAGCUGUCUUUCCUUUUCUAAUGGUGGAUUUUCUGACGGUAGGAUUUUAUCUGGAAGCAGUGGGGCUGCUUCCCCUGAAAACAAAUGUACUCACGUGCAUGCGUGUUCACAUCCCACACAGGAUCAUUGGUGGGCCUGGGUUCGCUGUACCAGGAAUUUUCCACAGGCACCCUGGACACAACUCCUCCCUCUGCAGGCUUGACCUGUAUUGGGGCCUCCACAGUCUCACCUUUUCAUGCUUAGGCUUCAUAAGCCUCCCCAGGGCUCCACUUUAGGUGAGCUGUGUUCUGGGUGAUGCACAGAGAUGCUCCUCAAAUGAUGCCUCAGGUGGACCCCACAUGUGCCUCACAAUAGCCAUGCCCCUCUAUGCCUGCUCUGUCCCGUGGUGGAAUAGCACCUUGUGCCCUCUGAAAUGAAGGCUAGCCCUUCUCUUCAGGCUUCUGAGUGAGGUUGGUUGGGACUUGGGGAUCUAGAGGGACUGAAAACAGUCCUUCAAAUUGUCCUGCCCACCCUCUGGUAGUCUGCUGAGAGGGUGGGUGUCAUUUGACCGGUUUGUUUUGGCUUCUGCCCUCCUGAGGGAUUCUGCCUCUCCGCCUUAGCCUUAUUCCUGCCCCAUCUUCAGCAAUACUCACCUCUUACAACUCUUAGGGUGGCUGGAGGAUGUCAGACCAGAGCUGUGUCCUGCAGGCAGGACUGCUGAGCCAUCUUUCGGAGGGUUUCUCCCAUACCCACAGUGGAGUCUAGGUCCCUUUCCACUUGUGCUGGAGACUCCACAGGUGUGUCACUAAAGUGACACUUAGGUCACUGUUGAAACCUGAACUCUGUGCUGUGUUAGUGCUGCAGGAGUUCACCAAGAUGGCCAGCCUCCUGCCUCUGGGAACUGGGGCCCUCCUGAGGCUACCCUCAUGCUGUCAUCCCAUUUAUCCCUAGAGCCACUGAAUGGUAAUGACAGCCACCAGGGUUUUGUUAACUUUCUGGUAUUUUCCUCCAUGUACAAAUGUAUAUGUCAUGUCUCAAUUUUUGUGCUUAAAUAAAAAUAAGAUUUUCGGACAA